Molecule: messenger RNA, 2775 nt
Organism: Betta splendens (Siamese fighting fish)
Lineage: Eukaryota; Metazoa; Chordata; Actinopteri; Anabantiformes; Osphronemidae
Product: major histocompatibility complex class I-related gene protein-like
Exons: 7
Coding region: 73-1098 (341 amino acids)
Biological process (GO): immune response
Cellular component (GO): external side of plasma membrane
Source: RefSeq, a predicted model, not a curated record
CACCUCCCACAGUCUGCGCGCGGGUUGUUUAUCAGCUGACUGGAGCUUUCGAGGACUGGUUCUGCUUAGAAUAUGAUGGGAACGUUGUACGUGUUCCUGCUCCUCUGUCACUUUGCGUUCGCAGUGAAGCACUCCCUAAUAUACGUCCUGACUGCGACGUCCGGAGUCCCGAACUUCCCUGAAUUUGCGGCGGCUGCGAUGGUCGACGGCAUUCAGGUGGGUCACUGUGACAGCGAACUGAAGACGGCUGAACCCAAACUGGACUGGAUGAAAAAGUUAGUGGAGGAUGAACCACACCACCUGCAGUGGUACGUUCGCAAGUGUUCUGGAAACCAGCAGGUCUUCAGAGCCAUCAUGGACAGUUUGAAGCAACUGUUAAACCAGACUGAAGGUCACCACGUCUUACAGAGGAUGAACGGCUGCGACUGGGACAACGAGACCGGAGUCGUCACCGGUUUUAACCAGUACGGUUUUGAUGGAGAGGACUUCAUAGCGUUGGACCUGAAGACUCUGACCUGGACGGCUCCAAAACCUCAGGCUGUGUUCACCAAGCUGAGAUGGGACGCGGAAAAAGCUCGAUUAGAAUAUAAUAAACAAUACUACAUCCACAAAUGUCCCGACUGGCUGAAGAAGUAUGUCGACUAUGGGAAGAGUUUUCUGCUGAGGACAGUUCUUCCCUCAGUGUCUCUGCUCCAGAAGUCUCCCUCGUCUCCAAUCAGCUGCUUCGCUACAGGUUUCUACCCAAACAGAGCCGACAUGUUCUGGAGGAGAGAUGGAGAACAGACCCAUGAGGACGUGGACCAUGGAGAGAUCCUCCCCAACCCUGAUGGAACCUUCCAGAUGAGGGUCCACCUGGACCUUUCAUCAGUCACAGCUCAGGACUGGAGCAGAUAUGAAUGUGUGUUUCAACUGUCUGGAAUGAAGGACGACGUCAUCACCAAACUGGACCGAGCUGAGAUCAGAACCAAUGAAGUUCCUCGCUCUGCGUUUCCUGCUGUUCUGGUCGCAGGAGUUCUUGCAGCUCUGCUCCUCGUAGUCAGCAUCACUGCCUUCAUCCUCUGGAGGAGCAGAUACAGUGGGUUCCAGCUCGCUAAUUGAACAUGAAGACUAGUGGACACUCAACUGACUGAGGAGUCAACAAAAACUCAAUAUUUGAAGCAAAACCAUCAAAUAAGCUGAAGCCAAAAUGAAGAACUAGGUUUUUAUAUCCAGUGAUGAACAGCUCCAGACACGUCUCCUUGUUGAUAUUAAUUAUUUUUUCUCUUUAAAUAGAAAUUUCCCGUCUUAAAGGUAAAACUUAAUAAAAGCUGGACAAGCUGCAGGAGCUUAUUUCUGUGUGCUAAGGUUGGACUACAGGCUGCUCCAGCUCAUCCUGUCUCCGGCUCCAUCAUUCUGACUGUAACUUCACCGUGGCUCCACUGAUUCCACGCAGACCUGACGGGUCCUCAGCGUUCUCCAUCUUCCCACCUCCAGAUUCAUCCCUCUCCUCCUGACAGUUCCUUCUCUGUACAGUAGCUAUUUUUGGCUCCUCGUGACCCUGAACCCACAUCAACGCUCCCUAUCACUGCUGCUGGUAAUUAACUCCACUUGAUCAAACAGUUGGUCCUGAUCACAUUUUGACCUCUUACAUUAAUAGUUUUUAAUAUUGACAUUGAGUUACAAUAAAUGAGACUCAGUGCUGAGCUCCACCCGCAUGAAUGAGCCAGGACCAUAAACAACUGCUGUAAAACACUCCCCUGAUCAGAAGCUCUGACAACAGCUUCUCUACAUAUGGUGCACCCGCUUCGGAUGUUAUCACGGCAUUCAAUGGCCAUUAUCAGUGGUUGUCAGCUUAUACUUAUGGGCCAUAAUGGCCAUUGAAUGCCGUGAUAACGUCCGAAGCGGGUGCACUAUAACUACUCCUGUCCUUUCAUCGUCCGUUCUGGAAUCCUGGGAAACUUAACCUCCUCCUCUCCUCUUCCCAACUUUCCUCAGCUCAUUGUCCCUUUUUCUCCUCUCGCAGCAUCAGUCUAGUAUUUUUCUUUUUAGGUCAUUCUUCUCUACAGAAAACGUAAUCUUCCACUUGUUGGACUUGAUCAGUUCCUUAUUUCACCAUCUCAGCCUCAUACUUUCUGUUCCUCCUUUUUGUUUCAACAAACGUUGACCUAUUUUUGUCUUUAUCAGUUCCACUAAAGACAUUAAUGUUAGGAAUUAUUAAUCAUAGUUUAAUAGCAAAGGUUUUACUUCCUUGAGGCUCAAUUUUCCUGACAUCUCUUCCAAAUUCACCUAAAAUUUGCUUCCUUAUGAACCAUUCAAACAUUUUCCCUUUAACUGUGCAGUGUAAUUAUUAAGUCUUUCCAUAACAGAUCACAGCUUCUCCACACGAAUCAUGUUACCACCUCUCUGUUCACCUCAACCUUCUUUAUAUAAUCCUCUAACGGACAAUUGGAUCUAAUGUCUUUCUUCCUAAAUCCACUCUGAAAUUCUGUCAUCAGGUUUCCUUUUUCUACUUUACACACCAACCCUUCAUUUAAAUUCUUCCCAUUAAGUGACACACAUUUGGUCAGAGUUGUUGGUUCAUAUAGUGGCUUCAUGCAUCAAUCAGUCCUAAUCAUCUCACUGACCCCAUGUCACCAUGUUGUAUCAUUCUGUAACAUAUAUACAAUCGUUUCCUUGUGCAUCUUCAUCUGCUUUUAGCCCAGAUUGUUUCAUUUUUAAUUUAUUUAGACAUAGGAAAAUAUGUGGGAUCAUUUGCAAUUCAUUUAUUAUUAAAAUAAAACAUAUAGUUUGUCAUCA